This is a messenger RNA of Fusarium fujikuroi IMI 58289, 1323 nucleotides long. Its product is annotated as related to monocarboxylate transporter 4. The transcript has a single exon. Gene Ontology annotation, molecular function: transmembrane transporter activity. The coding region runs from base 1 to 1323 and encodes 440 amino acids. Lineage: Eukaryota; Fungi; Ascomycota; Sordariomycetes; Hypocreales; Nectriaceae. The record is from RefSeq and is a predicted model, not a curated record. Gene Ontology annotation, biological process: transmembrane transport. Gene Ontology annotation, cellular component: fungal-type vacuole membrane.
AUGAUCUUUCAUCACAGCCACUCACAAUCAUCUGUUACUGAUGACCACAUACCGCCCCGGGUAUCGCUACACGAGAAACAAGCCGAGGGUCAUGCCGCUGGUUCCACUGCGAUAUCUUCACCACCCGACGGCGGAUCAAAAGCUUGGAUGCAUGCAGUCUUCUUGCACAUCGUUUGCUUCAAUACCUGGGGUGUAAAUAAUAGCUUUGGAGUAUUCCAGCAAUACUAUGCAGCUGAACUUCUCUCAAGCCAGUCACAGUCAACAAUUUCUUGGAUUGGAAGCGUCCAAGUCUUCUGCCUCUUUGUUAUUGGCACGUUUUCCGGUCGGGCCACUGACAUGGGCUAUUUCAGAAUCACCUUCAUCAUAGGCGUCUUUUUUCAGCUUCUUGGAAUUCUCAUGGCAUCUCUGGGUUCCUCAUACUACCAGAUAUUUCUCUCGCAGGGUGUCUGUGUUGGUAUCGGCAAUGGUCUCGUGCUAGUCCCUUCUAUGGCUGUCACGUCGACUUACUUCAGCACAAAGCGUGCUAUAGCUAUCAGUAUUGGGUCUUCUGGUGCAGCAACCGGCGGUCUAGUGUUUCCAGUUCUGACAGAACGUCUUAUUGCUGCUCAAGGUGCCGGAUACGGUUGGGCAAUGCGAUGCAUUGGUUUCGUAAUGCUUCUGACCUACAUUCCGUGUCUGAUCUGGUAUUCACCGCGACUAGCUCCCCGCAAGUCUGGACCUUUGAUCGACCCUUCAGCACUGAGAGAAAUUCAGUUCUGGUUUUUUACGGUCGCUAUGUACUUUACGUUUUGGGGUCUUUACACUGUUUUCUUCUAUAUCGGCACUUUUGCCGGGGAUUCCAUCGGUAUGACAGGCACAGUCAAUUUGAUUCUUGUACUAAAUGGUGCGGGUCUUAUCGGUCGCCUGGCGCCUGGCAUAGUCGCCGCAAAAUGUACCGGCGUCCUGAACCUGCUCAUACCCUUAACAGCACUGGCUAGCUUGCUCGCAUUUCUUUGGAGCCAAGUCCAGAGCCAGAUCGGCCUCUACAUCUUCGCCGUGUUUUAUGGAUUUGUUGCACAUUCCGUGCAAGCUCUCUCAUUCGCAUUCCUCGGCUCCCUGACGACUGACCCUCAGAAAUUGGCGACACGCGCAGGCAUGGUGACAAGUCUCACCAGCGUGGCCCUCCUGACCGGCCCUUCGAUUAGUGGCACCCUUAUUCAGCACACAAAUGGGAGUUAUUUCCCCGCACAGGUCUUCACCGGUAUCUCAAUGUUACUCAGCGCAUUAUUCUUUACAGCUCUAAGAGUGGCCAGAGUGGGCACUAAUGUUAGGAUUAAGGUCUAA